Messenger RNA from Oryzias latipes (Japanese medaka), 820 nucleotides. It is a transcript of the gene adi1, whose product is annotated as acireductone dioxygenase 1. Gene Ontology annotation, molecular function: acireductone dioxygenase [iron(II)-requiring] activity. The record is from RefSeq and is a predicted model, not a curated record. NCBI's taxonomy places the organism in Eukaryota, Metazoa, Chordata, Actinopteri, Beloniformes, Adrianichthyidae.
CGUGUUGACGUCAUCGGCGGAAGUGCUGUCCCAGUCACGCGCUGAACAGAAUCCUGGAUCGUCCUGCAGUCAUGGCUCUGGAGGCCUGGUACAUGGACAGCUCUGACGAAGAUCAGAGGGAGCCGCACAGGCUCCACCCACAUCAGCCCGUCUCCUUAGACCAGCUGAAGGAGCUCGGAGUUUUUCACUGGAGGCUGGAUGCUGAUCGGUACGACUCCGACCCAGAGCUGAGCAGAAUCCGCCAAGAGCGAGGCUACUCCUAUAUGGACAUCAUCACGAUUCACGAGGACACGUUACCCAACUAUGAGGAGAAGUUGAGGAUGUUCUACGAGGAGCAUCUCCACUCGGAUGAUGAGAUCCGCUACAUCCUGGAUGGACGCGCUUACUUUGACGUGAGGGACAAGGAGGACCGCUGGAUCCGGAUCUCUAUGAGCAAAGGAGACCUGAUCACGCUGCCCGCUGGCAUCUACCACCGCUUCACCCUGGACCGCACGAACUACACCAAGGCCAUGCGGCUGUUCGUGGGGGAGCCGGUGUGGAAGGCUCACAACAGGCCGGCCGACCACUUCCCCGUCCGCCAGAAGUACGUGUCUUCUCUGCAGGGGUCCUGAUGGACGGUCCCCUCCAUCAACAGAGAAAUCAGCCUCCAUGUGCAUCACAUGGUUGUUCCACAUCAGUGCCAGUUCUUCCAACCCGAUGAUUUAGAGGUCACAUUCUGAGAAGACCGACCUUUAGCCCGCCGUUGGACCAGGAACUACAGAAAAGAAAAUUAAAAUGACAGGGUUUUCCAGGAAAUGAAAAUAAAGUUGCUGUCAUUUUA